Cinclus cinclus is the source of this 3424-nucleotide messenger RNA. It is a transcript of the gene TUBB3, whose product is annotated as tubulin beta 3 class III. Gene Ontology annotation, cellular component: cytoplasm; microtubule; membrane. Gene Ontology annotation, molecular function: G protein-coupled receptor activity; GTP binding; structural constituent of cytoskeleton. NCBI's taxonomy places the organism in Eukaryota, Metazoa, Chordata, Aves, Passeriformes, Cinclidae. The record is from RefSeq and is a predicted model, not a curated record. The coding region runs from base 1 to 2934 and encodes 977 amino acids. Gene Ontology annotation, biological process: axon guidance; mitotic cell cycle; microtubule cytoskeleton organization. The transcript is spliced from 6 exons.
AUGUCGACGCUGGCCCCCCUGCGUCUGCUGCGCGAGCCCUCGAAUGCCAGCGAGGGCAACCAGAGCAAUGCCACGGUCGGGGCCGGUGGUGGUUGGUGCCAGGGGCUGGAUAUUCCCAACGAGCUGUUCCUGGCGCUGGGGCUAGUGAGCCUGGUGGAGAACCUGCUGGUGGUGGCCGCCAUCCUGAAGAACAGGAACCUGCACUCACCCACCUACUACUUCAUCUGCUGCCUGGCGGUGUCGGACAUGCUGGUGAGCAUCAGCAACCUGGCGGAGAUGCUCUUCAUGCUGCUGCUGGAACACGGGGUGCUGGUGAUGCGCCCCAGCAUCGUCCGCCAUAUGGACAGUGUCAUCGACAUGCUCAUCUGCAGCUCCGUCGUGUCUUCCCUCUCCUUCCUGGGGGUCAUCGCUGUUGACCGCUACAUCACCAUCUUCUACGCCCUGCGCUACCACAGCAUCAUGACGCUGCAGCGGGCUGUGGUCACCAUGGCCAGCGUCUGGCUGGCCAGCACCGUCUCCAGCACUGUCUUGAUCACCUACUUCCGCAGCAACACCAUCCUCCUCUGCCUCAUCGGCUUCUUCCUCUUCAUGCUGGUCCUCAUGCUGGUGCUGUACAUCCACAUGUUCGCCCUGGCCCGCCACCACCUCCACAGCAUCUCCAGCCAGCAGAAGCCACCCACUGCCCACCGUGGUGGCAGCCUGAAGGGUGCCGUCACCCUCACCAUCCUCCUGGGCGUCUUCUUUAUCUGCUGGGGGCCCUUCUUCUUCCACCUCAUCCUCAUCGUCACCUGUCCCACCAACCCCUUCUGCACCUGCUUCUUCAGCUACUUCAACCUCUUCCUCAUCCUCAUCAUCUGUAACUCGGUGAUUGACCCCCUCAUCUAUGCCUUCCGGAGCCAGGAGCUCCGGCGGACGCUGCGGGAGGUGGUGACGUGCUCCUCCCCGGGGAGCCCCGGGAGGAGAGGUCCCUCCCGGUCCCACCGGUCAGUCAAGGGUCACCUGCUCCCGGCGAGAACCGGGAAGGACCGGCAGGGCGGCGGGAGGCUGGACCCCACGCGGGGGUUGGCCCCGGCCGCCCCCGGACAAAGGGCCCAUCACCAUCGCCUUUGUUCUCGGGCCGCGCCCGCCGCCGCCCACCUCGUCACUGACACCGGCACUGUCCCCGGUCCCGCGGGGGCAACCGGCGACGGGGACCCCCAAGGUGGCCCUCCCGGUCCCCGCACGGGUCCCGGGGUGUCCCCGCUCCCCGUGGGUGCCGGUGGGGGUCCCCCCCGGCCGUGUCCCCCGCGGGUGGCGGGGUCCCCGCUCCGCCGCGGCGGGGCGUGGCCGCGGGCGGGGCCGGGCGGGGCGUGGCGGGCGGUGCCGGUGCCGCAGGGCUGUUGCGGCGCUGCGGCGGCGGCCGCUGAUUGGCUACGGGCGGCGGUGACGUCAGCGGCCGGCCCGGUGCGGCGGCGGGAGCCUAUAAAGGAUGCGGCGGAGGCCGCGCCGCCCCCCGCGCUCCCGGUGCCGCUCCGCUCCGGUGCCGCUCCGCUCCCGGCCCCGACCCGCUCCCGUCCCGCUCCGCUCCGGCCCGGCCGCACCAUGAGGGAGAUCGUCCACAUCCAGGCGGGGCAAUGCGGCAACCAGAUCGGCGCCAAGUUCUGGGAGGUGAUCAGCGACGAGCACGGCAUCGACCCCAGCGGCAACUACGUGGGGGACUCGGACCUGCAGCUUGAACGCAUCAGUGUCUACUACAAUGAGGCCUCUUCUCACAAGUACGUGCCUCGCGCCAUCCUGGUGGACCUGGAGCCGGGGACGAUGGACAGCGUGCGCUCGGGUGCCUUCGGCCACCUCUUCCGCCCCGACAACUUCAUCUUUGGGCAGAGCGGUGCCGGGAACAACUGGGCAAAGGGGCACUACACAGAGGGGGCCGAGCUGGUGGACUCGGUGCUGGAUGUGGUGCGGAAGGAAUGUGAGAACUGCGACUGUCUGCAGGGCUUCCAGCUGACCCACUCGCUGGGCGGGGGCACCGGCUCGGGCAUGGGCACCCUGCUCAUCAGCAAGGUGCGGGAGGAGUACCCCGACCGCAUCAUGAACACCUUCAGCGUGGUGCCUUCCCCCAAGGUGUCGGACACGGUGGUGGAGCCCUACAAUGCCACGCUGUCCAUCCAUCAGCUAGUGGAGAACACGGAUGAAACGUACUGCAUCGACAACGAGGCGCUCUAUGACAUCUGCUUCCGCACCCUCAAACUGGCCACCCCCACCUAUGGCGACCUCAACCACCUUGUCUCGGCCACCAUGAGCGGUGUCACCACCUCCCUGCGCUUCCCUGGCCAGCUCAAUGCUGACCUCCGCAAGCUGGCUGUCAACAUGGUGCCCUUCCCGCGGCUGCACUUCUUCAUGCCCGGCUUUGCCCCGCUGACGGCGCGUGGCAGCCAGCAGUACCGUGCCCUCACCGUGCCCGAGCUCACCCAGCAGAUGUUUGAUGCCAAGAACAUGAUGGCCGCCUGUGACCCCCGCCAUGGCCGCUACCUCACCGUGGCCACCGUCUUCCGUGGCCGCAUGUCCAUGAAGGAGGUGGAUGAACAGAUGUUGGCCAUCCAGAGCAAGAACAGCUCCUACUUUGUGGAGUGGAUCCCCAACAAUGUCAAGGUGGCCGUGUGUGACAUCCCACCACGGGGGCUGAAGAUGUCCUCCACCUUCAUCGGCAACAGCACGGCCAUCCAGGAGCUCUUCAAGCGCAUCUCGGAGCAGUUCACAGCCAUGUUCCGCCGCAAAGCCUUCCUGCACUGGUACACGGGCGAGGGGAUGGACGAGAUGGAGUUCACCGAGGCCGAGAGCAACAUGAAUGACCUGGUGUCCGAGUACCAACAGUACCAGGAUGCCACGGCCGAGGAGGAGGGUGAGAUGUACGAGGACGACGAGGAGGAGUCGGAGGCGCAGGGCGCCAAGUGACGCCCGACGCCGCCCCCCAACACUGCCCGCAGCCCCCCGGCUUAGCGCUGCUGCAGCCCCCAGGUGCUGCUCCCCCUGCCAUCCCCUCAGUGUCUCCUGACCCCAUUCCCCCCUGAGCCGGCUCGGCCUCUCGCCCCUCUUCCUACCUCCCCCUUUUUCGUUUUUUACUGGUUUGUGUCUUAUUUUUUUUUUUUGAAUACUUAAUAAAUUUAUUGCUGUCCAGGUACUACCUGUCUUUGGCUGCUGGGUGGGGGGGGGAGACAGGGGACACCCACACAGUUUGCCCCCCACCCCAGGCUUUCCCAGCCAGGGGAAGCAUUUCAGAAGCCCUCAUGCACUGCUCCCCAGCCUUCUGCCCCUGAGAUCCAGUUGCCCCAGUCAGGCUAUGCCUUUGUCCCCACUGUCACCCUUCUCCAUGCUGGGGGGGUGUGGCAGCCACCUCCCUGUGCCAGGACACAGCUGGUUCUUUGUUCCGCAAGCUGAGGUGGUA